AAUGGCGUAGAAGCAACAUGGCGUCACGUAUACGGUGCCGAUGAUCUCGUUUUCGAGCCGCGUCUCGCGAUCCGGAUAGAGCUACGGUUUACGGCGUGCACGACGAAACGACGAGCGGACGUCCGCUGACGGCCGUGUGUAAGACUCACACGACUCGAGUAUCGCUUCGCGAGCCUCAAAUACGAGCUUGUUUAUAGGCGGUCGCGCCGCACGUUAAGGACGUUGGAACGAGCGGCGGCGACAGUGAUUGUAGUGACUGUAGUGACUACGGUGACGGAAUUGUGACGGAUUGUGAAUCGGUGCCUGACGAUAUAUCGCAUCGGCAGUCACCUCAUCUAAUAAAAUCUCGCGUGUAUUUCCUUCUGUGCGUCUUUGAGCGAAGAGAUUCGUUCUCGGUCUUGUCUCGCUGACACGAUGAAGGACACGAGAUAUCGUUUCCGCGCGUAAGCAUCGUGUGAGCACCGUCGCGACGGCGGGGUAAUGUGUGUUGACGUGCGCGAGUGAGCCAUUCUCCUCCACAUAUCGUCCUUGUUUCGGGCCUGCGGAGGAGUCAGUGAGCGACGACGUGCGCGACGACGACGACAACGACAACGACGACGACGACGUGCGUACACGGUGACGGCGACGCGUGACGUUUAGCAUCUCGUUCACCAUGGCGGUGAAUCCGCGUGAUAUGGACGGUUUCAUGCCGCUCCUGUCAACGACGGAUAUCAAGAAGAAGCUGAACGUCGGCAACGCGCUGUUAAAUUAUCUCGGUGACUCGACCAAUAGCAUCGAGUGCCAGGACAUUGGCAUGUUCAUCGACAACGUUAUACCUUGGCUUGGCAACGGCAACCCCAAGGUUGUUCAAAAUGGUUUAGAAAUCCUGACGUAUCUCGCGGAUCGGAUGGGUCAUGAUUUCAAGCCUUACAUCUCCACCAUCAUUCAGCCGACUAUAGAUAGGCUAGGUGACAGUAAAGAUGCCACUAGAGAAAAGGCGCAGUUAGUGCUCCUAAAGAUCAUGGAAAAGGGAUGCAUGUCGCCCCAGAACCUUCUUGAUAGACUUCGUCCGGCUUUUAUUCACAAAAAUGCGAAAUUACGAGAGGAAGCUCUGAUUUUGUUGACGACAACGUUGAAUGAACACGGAGCAGACGAGAUGGCUUUAUCAGGCGUGAUCCCGAGUAUUGUCAAGAUGUUGUCUGAUCCUUCAGAAAAGGUUCGGGAGACCGCUUUGAACACGCUGGCGGACAUUUAUCGGCAUGUUGGCGAGAGAUUACGUGUCGAUUUGCAACGAAAGCACAAUGUGCCGCAAGCCAAAAUGCUCUUAUUAAUAGAGAAGUUCGAUCAAUUGAAGGCAGCCGGCGAUCUUCUACCUUUAGCAAUGUCAUCUGACGUUGGUAAAGACAGUGAUGAAAUCGACAGAGCGAUUAAAUCGGCUCCUGUCAAAAGGUUGAAUAUGCCUCCAAAACGAGGUCAAUUUGGGCCUGCUAGGACGCCAUCCUCUGCUUUAGCUCCUCCUGGUUCAUCCUUCACGGUCCCAAGGUCAACAACUGUCAAAAGAACUCUGUCAGUAAGAUCAGCAGCAGCACAAGCCGGAGCCGUCGACGAAGAAUACUUUAUCACUUCAUUUGAAGACGUACCUACUACAACUUUAUUUUCGGCGAAGGAUCUCGAAGAACAGAUGAAGAGUAUCAGGGAGACGGUGGGCGACGACAAGAAGGACUGGAAACUAAGAACAGAAAACAUGAAAAAGUUAAGGGCCAUUAUACUCGCAGGUGGCACUAAUUACGAAAAUUUCCACGAGUGCCUAAAGAACAUGCAGCGACCAUUCGAGCAGGCCUGCACAGAUCUUAGAUCCCAAGUAGCGCGAGAGGCGUGUGUAACUCUAGCCUUUCUGAGUCAGAGUCUGAAGAACAAAUUUGCCAAUUUUGGCGAGGCGGUUUUGCUAACGUUAAUGAACCUCAUACAGAACAGUGCCAAGGUCGUGGCGACAUCCGGUGCAGUGGCAGUUCGGUUUAUUCUUCAAAAUACCCACUGUAGUCGAUAUGUGCCUAUUAUCAUAUCGUGCGUGAGUAACAAGAGCAAAGACAUUCGUAAAGCAACCUGGGAAUAUCUGGCUCUAAUUCUGCAGACGUGGCCUACGCAGAUAUUGCAGAAGCACAUAACAACAUUGCCGGACGCGCUUAAGAAAGGCAUCGCGGACUCCGAUCCGGAAGCGCGAGUUUUUGCCAGGAAAUCAUUCUGGGCAUUUAAAAAUCACUUUCCAGAGCAGGCUGAGAUACUACUUAAUAAUUUGGACGCGUCAUAUAAACGCUCUUUGAUGUCUCUCAGCAAUAGCGGCAGUAGUAACAGCUUAAAUGUCGUGGCUAAUGCGAGAUCAUCGAGCGUUAGCCCACGAACAGCCAGACCUGCGAUGAGCGCGGCAGACCGAGGUACACCGGGUGGUAUUAGAUCUACUAGCGCGAUCGAUUUGCAAGCUGCUCAAAGGGCGAAGGCCAGGACAAUGUAUGCGAAUAUGAGUAGACAGAAAGCAGUAGCAGCACUUCCUCGCCCUAGUAAGUCUCCGGAUCCUAACACAAUUGCUAGUCCAGAAAGAGUUGCAAGGACAAGAACGAGAAUGUCGGGAGUUUCGCAAUCUCAACCUAGUAGCAGAUCAGGAUCCCCAUCAUCUAGAUUGAACUACGCCACGUACAAUCGCGAAGGCGAGUCACUAAUAGGCAGACCAAGGCGUUUAUCCGGUCACGGUAUCGGCAGCACAAGCAACAGUCGCGAACCCAGUCCACAGAGAUUUGGAAUGGACAGAAGUUUUGCAAGCAAACUAAGAGGGAGAAAUCUACAUAUGUCGCCGACAGAUAGCACUAGACCACCAGUCAUGGCACAGAAAAUGUUGCUAAAAUCACGCGAGGCGGAAUCCGCUUUGGCAGAUGCUUUGACUCUUGAUAGUAUCGACAAUUACAGCAGAAUACCAGGUGGCAAAGGAGAUCAUAGUGACGACAGUGAAAACAGCAGCAUAUGCUCGGAACGAAGCAUAGAUGGUUACAGACGAGCUAGCGAUUCAUACUCAUGGAGUGGCUCUCAACCGAGACUAUACCGUGAUCUAUGGGAUCAGUCUAUCCCAAAGGACAUCAAAGAAAUUAUUGAAAACUGUGCUCAUAAACAUUGGGGAGAUCGGAAAGAAGGCUUGGUGGGCUUACAGCAUUAUUUGAAUAGCGGAAAUACAUUGACAACAUCAGAUUUGCGUAGAGUGACGGAUAUUUUUACGAAAAUGUUUAUGGAUUCUCAUACCAAAGUCUUCAGUUUGUUUUUGGACACAUUAAAUGAACUAGUGAUGACUCACAGCGAAGGUCUUGGUGAUUGGCUUUACGUUUUAUGUGCAAGAUUGCUCAAUAAAUUGGGCACCGAUCUAUUGGGAUCCAUACAAACAAAGAUCCAGAGAACGCUUGAUAUUAUAAGAGACUACUUCCCGGGACAACAGCUUCUACCGGCUGUCAUGAGGUAUCUUACAGAUCCAACACAAACACCAAAUUCUCGCGUGAAAGUAGCAGCAUUGAAAUUUAUCGCACAGAUCGCCGAGACGGCGGAACCGUCCGCACUUACCAGUUCUGCAGGGACAGCACUUGCGCGACUACUUGACUGGUCGAAUGACGGUAAAAGCCAAGACGUGAAGAGGCACGCGCAGAAUGCUGUGAUAUCACUUUACAAUCUCAAUCCACCUCAAGUUACUAUGAUACUUUCCGAGUUGCCAAAAUACUAUCAAGAAACAGCUUGGCCCCUAGUGCAAAAUCAUUUAAGGAAAUCGUCCGCUUCGAGUAAUCCGGCUUCGCCCGGGACACCACCACCUAGAGCACAAAGCUCGCCAGCUCGAACGAAAGCGAAGAAUGACAUUAAAAUAGAUGCGAGAACCGAAAUUGACGGAGGAGAUGAAAAUAUGGAGGAAGUGUACAAAUCACUACGGCGCACAACCGCUGAAAUUCAAAAUUACGGCUUUGAGCGUCUGAGAGCUACUACCAGCAAAGACAGUGGAAUCAGCAAUAUGGCCGAUGUAGAAGAAAGAAUGGAAGGUCUUACUUUAUCUAAUUCGGGUCGAUCUUCGUCGGUUUCUUCACCAACGCAACGAGGACGAUCUAGUAAUAUAACGGUGAACGGAUCCGAUACGAUCGCUGGUGAUUUGAUUCUACCUCAAGAGAAUAAUGGUUAUAAAACGCACGGAUCAUCGCCUGAUUUAACGAAUAGACCAGAAAUAGUAGAUAAUAUGGUUAAAAUCCUGCAAUCUAAAGUGGCGCAAACUACAGAAAAAGUAUCGGUGUUACAAGAAUUUCAAUUAUAUGUCCGCGAAGGGGAUGCGUUGUAUGUCAAACGAAAUUUCAAAAAAGUGCUCAAAGUUUUAUUAGAUAGCUUAUCCAAUGAUGGUAAAGUGAUACAGGUAGAAGUGCUUCAAACGCUAAUUGAUAUGCUUAAGUGUCAAGAAUUGAUAGAGUGUUUCUCUUCUUACAAUGAAUUGCUAGUACUGAAAGUUAUUUACGCCUACAAAUCCGAUGAUCAGAAGGUUGAUUCUUCUAGCGGUAGCGGCGGUAGAUCUCCAGUACAUUGGAACGCGGAAAAGUGUGCAGCGACGAUGGCUAUGGUUUUGAAGCCUGAGCAAAUUAUACAUUUAGUUUCCACCAUAAUCGCUACGGAGUCAUAUCCAUUAAAUAUGGGUGCGAUAAAGAUGUUGCACAAGGUUGUGGAGCAUUGGGGACGCGAUGCUAUCGAACCUCAUCUUGCCAAGGUUAUGCCAGGUCUUAUUAAGGCCUAUGAUGACGCUGAAAGCGCAGUACGCAAGAGUGCAGUUUUUUGUAUGGUGGCGAUCCAUGUCGCAGUCGGCGAGGAGGUGCUGAAACCACACCUGAGCAGCCUGUAUUCCAGCAAGCUGAAAUUGUUAAAUAUUUAUAUACAACGUGCGCAGCAACAGGCGAAUAGUACACCCGCCAGUCCACGUAGCAACAGUAAAAAUUAACUAACAUCCAAUACCACGACUCUCAGGGUCGCGAUACUUAAGAGAUUCGCUCGUUUCGGCGCGCGGCAUGAGCGAAUGCUUAUGAGCUUCCUCAGUAAGUCCAAUCCAUAAGGUUCGACGAUGGUUUUACCAAUAUGACUCGGAAGUUUUGAUACAAUAGAGACUGAUGAUGUGUGUAAUGUGUGUGUGCGUCACUUCGCGGUAUGCGUGCUUGUGUAAAUCUGUGCUCAAGAUGACAGUGAUGUUGCGUGUGAAACCAGAUGAUUAUCCUGAUAUUACGUUUCUCUUGUUACUAUUUGAUUAUAGAAAAAGUGCGAUUAUUAAUGUUAAUUAAUUACAAAUGUGAGAGAGAUGACUUUUUACAUGAGCGUCACACAGUAAUUUUGAUUAGCAAAUAUUGCUCCGUGAUUACGCUUAUUAUCUGCGAAAGAAUUAUAGAAUUAUUUGUGUAAUAUUACAUGUUUGUUUGCAAAGUAAACAGCUUACGGUUUGUUUAAUUCUGCUAAUUGGUGUUUUUAUUUUAUUUUCUUUUUUUACUACGAUACAUGUAUUUAUAUAUAUAUAUAUAAUAAUUUAUACAUGCAACAAAUACACUAUGUUUUAUGACGGAUAGUCACAGUAUUCGGGAAGUACAGUAUUUUUGUUGAUCAAGUUUUUAUUUUUGCAAACCACAUAGCAGUGUUGGAACAUACUUUUUUUCAUAAGGCUUUAAUUCUUCCAUCAUCGUGAAAUAUUUAGUAAAUCACUAACUAAGAAUACGCAAGGCAACAUCACUGUCUACGGAUUCGAUAUCUUUUAAUGCGCAGCCGAAUGCUAAUCAUGCGAGCUACCAGUGAACGUUACGUUAAAUAUACUGUAUGCUUGUUACUGAGUGCCGAGCGUAAUCGCGUGUACGGCAAUACGUCGUGAUGCAUCUCGCAGCAACAACACGUGAUAAAGAAAAUAUGUGUAUAAUUUAUUCGUUUGAAAUUUAUGUGCUAGUCAGAUUCCCAAGGACGCACAAUGAUGUAAAAGACACAAACGGAAUAGUCUUUUUUGACGAACCCUGCAUAGACACACAAAUAAUACAUAUAUACAUACAAGAAGAAAUAUGUGUGUGUGAGAGAAAAAAAAAGAGCAAUUUUAAUGAGAGAAUGGGAGAACAUGUGGCUGAUAGAUUGCGCGUGUUUAAAAAAAAAUAAACAAAUAAAGUAACAGUGAUUAGCAAAUCGAUCUGCUCGAAACUAACGUUAACACUUAAACUAUUCAUCACGUUGCCAAUAAUUGAAUGAACGCUAAAUCAAACGCUAACGUAACGAGUUUAAUAACACUUUGUGCCAUUGUCGUUUCUGUUUAUUGUAUAAGAAAAAAUUAUAUAUAUAUACAUAUAUAUAUACAUAUAUAUAUACAUAUAUAUAUAUAUACACAUAUAUACAUAUAUAUACAUACAUACAUAUAUAUAUAUAUAUAUAUAUAUAUAUAUAUAUAUAUAUAAUAUGUAGAUUCUUUUUGUCCUUUUCUUACUAUAUAUAUUUAGUCGAGAAAUACAAUAUAUAUAAGGAUAAUAAAAUUUUAUUAUAAAUUCAGCAAAAUGAAUUAUUGAAGAGUGUUAUGAGAUAUUGGAAAUUUGUUAGAAACGUUUGCGUUAUUUGACGUAAGUAUUAAAAAUGUACUGGUUAUAGAAUCGUUUGUCACUUGAUAUCAAACACCUAACACGAAUCUCUAAAAGUCUUUUAAUACUUCAGCGUGAUGACGCAGUAAUUCAAACAUCUCGAAUACAAUAUGGCCAAAUAGUGCCAAAAAAAAGUAUUGAAUAAAGAAUGAGGAAUUCGAAUAAACACGAAAAAAAAAAGAAAAAUAUGACAGACUGUAUUUCUUUUACUUGGUGCCUUCGGCGUCGAAGCGACGGGAUUUGAUUGUCUUUCAUCAUCACUUAGGAACAAUUUCGCUGAUAGUACAGACAAGAUUAAAGAAAAGAGAAGAUACAAAGUCUAAUUCUCUGUUGCCGACGUCGUAUAAAGUGAAUACUUCGAGAUAAAAACAUAUUGAUUAAUCUCGUGUAGUGUAUAGCGUAUUACGAUACGAACUCGAUAUUUUUUUCAUUCUGCGCUCCGAAUAGAAUCUCGAAAGUUUCGCGAAUAAAUAUUUAUUCUACGCGCCCCAUUUGCACGCGCGUGUUGCUUGCGUGACAUUUUAUUCGAAAGCUGAAUUAUUAUCAAGACAAUUCAGUAGGCUUUCUCUCUCGAGUUAGGAGGAGAGGUGAAAAGGAGUUUCGUUGUGCGCAUUUAAUAAACGAUAUUACAUGCGGCAUUUUCACGGAAUAAUCGCAUUUUUAGAUUCUCUGAAGGUCCAUAUGCGCCAAUUAAGGAACAGGACAUCUGCAAAAUUACCGCGUAUAAAAUUAGAGAAUUCAAUGCAAGAAAAAUCACAUACAUCCCUGUGAAUAUCUAUUUGAAAUACGAGUCUUACAAAAUGAGAUUGUGAGUUCGGUACUCUUUCUAGCAUUGAACACUCCAAUUUUCAAUAUUCAGAUUUGCAAAAAUUUGAUUUUGCGCCGACUUAGAGCCUGUGUAUUACGAUUUUAUGUAUAUACAUAUACAUAUUAUACAAUAUAUAAUAUGUAGAACCUAAUAUAUAUAAUUGAUAUACAGAUAUGUUAGGUAGCUCAUCGUCACUGCCUGCAGCGUUGUGGUCGUGCUCGAGGAUACGAGAGGCUCUCUGACACAGCCAGACUCUGCGUGGUGAUCACGUUUAUCGAUUCGCUUGUUCUGUUAAGUUUUACGAGCGUUAUUAUUAUUAUUAUAUACCGAUAUAUUCGAGAAACUUGCGUUAUAACUGUCAAUGCGUGUGUGAUAUACGUAAGGAUUUACUUGUGUAACGAGCAUUACGAACGAUCCUCGGCAAUAUUCCCUUUUUUCCUUUUCAUGCGAACGCAAACCGGGAUCGUUUAAUCGACGGAGAAGCUAGAAUAUAAGCUUUGUGCGUUAUCAUUUUAA
Molecule: messenger RNA, 7950 nt
Organism: Cataglyphis hispanica
Lineage: Eukaryota; Metazoa; Arthropoda; Insecta; Hymenoptera; Formicidae
Gene: chb
Product: CLIP-associating protein 1
Biological process (GO): mitotic spindle assembly
Cellular component (GO): spindle microtubule; mitotic spindle; cytoplasmic microtubule
Molecular function (GO): microtubule binding
Source: RefSeq, a predicted model, not a curated record